AUCCCAACAAUAUUUGCAAUCAUAUCACAAUUUUAGCAGCUCACUUCUUUGUCUAGUUCUUUCUCUUUCUCUCUCUUCAUUUCUUGGCCAUUUUUAGUUAAGAAUUAAGCGCAAAUAUUAUGGAGGUCUCAAUGUUUUCUGGCUCUCCUGAUCUGGGAACGUUGAACAAUGAUCUUAACUAUUUCCAUAAUCAACUACAAGUCAACUUACUCGACGAGCUAUUAGGAUCAUCUCUACUACCUUCCUAUGGUGAUAAUAUUUUUUAUCAAGUCGAAUCGAAUCAAGGCCUAAUUAGCUGCAAGAGAUCACCACAAACUGAUCUGCAUCAAGCAACCAUCGUCGAAAAUCCCAUGAAAAAGGCCAAGACAAACAAUUGGGACUCUUAUGAUCAUCAAAUGAAUCAUGUAUUGUAUUCACAAGAUCAACAUGACUCCAAUUCAACCAUGUUGUCUUUUUCGAAUUCUUCCAACUCUUCUAUUAGCCAAACUUCAAGCCUUAUUACACCCAAAGAAGAAGCCAUCUCGAAUAAUAAUGUUAAUAACUUCUCUUUUCAUCAUGAAAUGAUUGUUAAUCAAGCUUCUAAACUUGACAAACAAAGUUGCAUUUUCGAGUCCCGGCCUCAUGUUGAUAGGAAAAAUUUCAAGGUUGGAAGCGUGCCGUCACAAGCUAUGGAUCAUAUUAUUGCUGAGAGGAAACGUCGAGAAAAACUUAGCCAAAGAUUCAUUGCUUUGUCUGCUGUUAUUCCUGGCCUUAAAAAGAUGGAUAAGGCUUCAGUACUCGGAGAUGCAAUCAAGUAUGUGAAACAAAUGCAAGAGAAAGUGAAGAAACUCGAGGAGGAAGCGAAAAAGAAAUCAGUAGAAUCAGCUGUUUUUGUGAAAAGAUCUUAUGUUUCUGCAGAAGAAAAUACUACUGAUGAUCAAUUAUCAGCAAAAUCAGCAGUUACUGAUGCUGCAGGUUCCUGUUGUGAAGGUUCAUUACCCGAAAUCGAAGUUCGAUUCUCAGAUAAAGAUGUUCUUAUUACAGUUCACUGUGAACAAAAGAAAGGAAUGUUUGAAAAACUCAUUUCUCAGUUUGAGAAACUCAAUCUAGCUGUUAUCAGCAGCAGUUCAUUAGCUUUCGGAGGCUCGGCUCUUGCUGUAACAAUUACUGCUCAGAUGGAAUCUGAUUACAGUUUGACAGCAAAAGAUCUUGUCAGACAUUUACACUCUACUCUCAAUUGAUGUUUCAUAUGAACAGUUUAGCUAGCUCUUUUCCAGAAUCUGUCACUAGCCAUGUACAAAUUCGCGCACUUUACACGUCGUCAUCAGAUAGUCCACCAGACCAUCAUUUCUCUGAUCCACCCUUAACAUCAACCGUCUGUUUGCUCCGAGGUUCAUUCAAUUUGCAGGAGGGUUUUUUUCCAAGACAAAUUUUUUGCAUGGUUUUUUUGGUAAAUCAUGUUACAAGUUAAUUACCCACUUGUUUUUAGAAAUGAUCUUGAGCUUUAUUUUUUAGACAUAAUUUUAUGUUUUUUUUAACCCAUAGUUUAUUUUGGGUGUUGUUAUUGUUAUGUAAUUGUUGUUUUAGAGGUGAUUAAGUAAAUUUCCUAGCCUCUUUUCUUUUUUUUUUAUUCAAUAGUGUAAAAUUUGGGAGACAUAAUAUUAUAAUGUAAAAUAUAUAAUUAAAUAUAUAUAUCGGAAAUUUCACCAUAUACCACUGAGUUUAAGCAUAAUUCACCGUAUACCACCAAAAACUUUCUAAUACACCAUAUACCACUCAGUUAUUGUAUAUUAACACAAAAUGCCCUUUUUGCUAACUGCCGUUAGUCUGCCGUUUGGGGGACUUUACUAAUUCACCAUAUA
Chenopodium quinoa (quinoa) is the source of this 1841-nucleotide messenger RNA. RefSeq names its product transcription factor bHLH18-like. Lineage: Eukaryota; Viridiplantae; Streptophyta; Magnoliopsida; Caryophyllales; Amaranthaceae. The record is from RefSeq and is a predicted model, not a curated record. The coding region runs from base 120 to 1220 and encodes 366 amino acids. The transcript has 5 exons. Gene Ontology annotation, molecular function: protein dimerization activity.